Medicago truncatula (barrel medic) is the source of this 1290-nucleotide messenger RNA. RefSeq names its product aspartic proteinase Asp1. Gene Ontology annotation, biological process: proteolysis. The transcript has 8 exons. Gene Ontology annotation, molecular function: aspartic-type endopeptidase activity. Lineage: Eukaryota; Viridiplantae; Streptophyta; Magnoliopsida; Fabales; Fabaceae. The record is from RefSeq and is a predicted model, not a curated record. The coding region runs from base 1 to 1290 and encodes 429 amino acids.
AUGGAUGUGAAAAAUAGAGGAUUUUCAUUGAUAGCAUUUUCACUCUUUCUAUUACUUUCUUCUAUUUUUCCUCAUCAUUUCUCAGCAGCCAAUAAGAAUAAUUCAAUCCCCCCAACUUCUAUACAUUCCCUCAUUUCUUCUCUUGUUUACACAAUUAAGGGAAAUGUAUAUCCAGAUGGGUUAUACACCGUGUCCAUCAACAUUGGCAAUCCUCCCAAACCUUACGAGCUUGACAUCGACACCGGCAGUGAUUUAACUUGGGUUCAAUGCGAUGGACCCGAUGCACCGUGUAAAGGUUGCACCAUGCCCAAAGAUAAACUUUAUAAACCUAAUGGCAAACAAGUUGUAAAAUGUUCGGAUCCAAUUUGUGUUGCAACCCAAUCAACACAUGUACUAGGUCAAAUAUGUUCUAAGCAAAGUCCACCAUGUGUUUACAACGUUCAAUAUGCAGACCAUGCAUCAACUCUUGGUGUAUUAGUCCGAGACUAUAUGCAUAUAGGAAGCCCUAGUAGCUCUACAAAGGAUCCUUUGGUGGCAUUCGGUUGGCAUGCUAGGUGUGGAUAUGAGCAGAAGUUUUCUGGUCCUACUCCCCCACAUUCCAAACCAGCUGGGAUCCUUGGCCUUGGCAACGGAAAGACAAGUAUUUUGUCUCAACUUACCUCUAUUGGCUUUAUCCACAAUGUGUUAGGUCACUGCCUUAGUGCAGAAGGAGGAGGAUAUUUAUUCCUUGGAGAUAAGUUCGUUCCCUCAUCUGGAAUUGUUUGGACACCUAUAAUUCAAAGUUCAUUAGAAAAACACUAUAACACAGGUCCAGUAGAUUUGUUUUUCAAUGGAAAGCCUACUCCUGCUAAGGGUCUUCAAAUUAUCUUUGAUAGUGGGAGCUCCUACACUUACUUCAGUUCCCCAGUCUAUACCAUUGUUGCUAAUAUGGUGAAUAAUGAUUUAAAAGGGAAGCCACUUAGUAGAGUUAAGGAUCCAUCACUACCAAUUUGUUGGAAGGGUGUCAAACCAUUCAAAUCUCUGAAUGAAGUCAACAACUAUUUCAAGCCCUUGACUCUGAGCUUUACAAAAUCAAAGAAUUUGCAAUUUCAACUGCCUCCUGUAGCUUAUCUAAUAAUUACAAAAUAUGGCAAUGUCUGCUUAGGGAUUCUUAAUGGCAAUGAAGCUGGCUUGGGAAAUCGUAAUGUAGUUGGAGACAUCUCUUUGCAAGACAAGGUAGUGGUUUAUGACAAUGAGAAACAACAGAUUGGAUGGGCAUCUGCAAAUUGUAAACAAAUUCCUCGGUCAUAG